CAGUAUGCUCAUAAACAUUCCUUUAUUUCCUGAGGAAAUGAUGCAGGUCUAACAUUGCGAGUACCAUUAUAUCGCGGGGCUUAGGGCGCUUCUUCAAAGAAGUUUCUGCAUCUGCCAGCUAGCCAGGCAGGGACCAUAGUAACUUUGUUAGGUAAGUUGGCCCAAGUUAGAUUUUAACAUAGAUAUAGAAGUCUAGGCCCAUAUUCUUAUGUCAACUAAUUAACUCAGUACUAAAGUUAUAGGGAGCCAAAAAUUCAAAAAUCAAGUAAAUAUUGUAUAUUUCUUAACUGUUUACUACUUUGUAUCCUUGUGCUUUAUGCUACUUCAGUUAUCAUGCCCAAACAAUUAUGUACAAGUGCAUAAAUUUCAAUUUUCGAUGUUUUUAUUAGUCUAGAAUAAAUCUAAGACCCUAGUAAUAGUAUUACAGUAUUUAGAAAAAAAAAGAAAUACCAGUGGUGGUAAUCUAACCAACAGAGUUUGGAAAAAUCCAAUAUAAUGACCACCCCUUGAAAUGCUUGUAAAUAUAUGUUUAAAGGUCAAGUACACCCAAGAAAAAUGUUGAUCUGAAUAAAUAAGAAAACUAAACUUGAUCAACUGAACCAACUAAUGUCAGUGAACUUUUCAGUGCAUUGUGCUUGGUUGAUUUUUCUCUCUUAAUUCAAAUCAACUUUCUCUUGGGAUGGACUUGCUAAAUUGCAAAUUGGGUGUGAAUGCUAAGAAAUUCAAUCCAAACUUUGGGAUUUUCCAAGCAAGUAAUAUUUCAUUAUAUUAGUCCGAUGCUGCAUGCCUUUCUGUCUUUAUCAUAAUCACAUCAUAAUUGCAUGUUGUCAGUUUUCAGCCAAGAUUUAUCACAAAGAUGAGUUUACGGUAAAUUGUUAAAAGGUUUAACAAAAUGAUGAUUUUUCACCAGUCAUGUAUUCAUACUGCAUUAUUUAGCUCACUUUUUCUUAUAACCAAAGAUUUAAUUUCAAUGCUUGUGAACUUCUGAAUCCAAUAAAUAAAUUAAAAUGUCAUUCCAAUUAGCAACCUAUGUGACUUUCCAUUCUCAUUUUCCCUAUCAAUUAACCCAAAUAUUUUCAAACUCUUGUUUCUUUGUUUUCCAUCUUUUACAUAUGCUGUGCAUUUUGAAAUCUGUUGGACACUUUUGAUGGCUGCCUGUUGAGUAUGAGUUCCAUAUAAGAAACAAAGGUAGGUGCCCAAUCCAAUGUGCUUGAAGAAGACCAAUAUAUGUCUGUUUUACUAGAUGUCAGAAUCAAAAUUUUAUUAUAAUGCAAUAAACUAUGAGCCAUAUGCAGUAAGAAGAGCAACUUCUUGGAUGCGUGAUGUCAGAUUUUUUGGAAGAUGAGGCAACAAAGAAGUUUGGGUGUAUUUCAAGUUGUACUCAGAGAGUAAGAGCCAGUGGACUGUUUGUUUCAGGAAAGGAGCACACAUCAACACGGACAUGUUUGUAGAGGCUUUCCAUCACACGUUGAAAUACAUUUAUAUGAAGGGUUUCACCAAUCGAAGGGUCGAUAAAUGUAUUAGUCUUCUUGUUCAGUUUGUCCGUGAUCGUUCGUUUGAUAGGUUGAUCAAAUUGGAGAAAGGUAGGAAGUCUCAUCGCAUCAGGAAUAAUGAUAGGCAGCAUAAGGCAAGUCAACAGCUAAGUAUUGAAGCAGUUUCCAAGGUCAGCGAUUCUAGGUGGAGUGUGCAGUCAUCAGAUGGUCAGCAUUAUUAUCUUGUUGAGAAGGUGGCAGCCUCAUGUUCGCCGAUAUGCCAACUUGCCUGUAAGGCAUGUGGCGUGUGUGUCCAUGGAUUUUCGUGCUCGUGCAUUGACGGAGUUGUCAGGGGUACCCUGUGCAAGCAUGUCCACUUAGUUUGUCGGUCGCUGUUGAGUUCAGAGGAGGCAGAGCCAGCCAUAGAUGAUGAUCCCGAGGCAUGUACAGGUCCCCAAGGUGAUGUGCUUAUUUCGGAAAUUGUCAGGAAUAGAGAACGAUCUCCUCGUGGUCAGCAUUCAAAGGACAGUGUUAUUCGGAAGCUCAAGGAACUUGAUGAUUUGCUAGGUGCCAGUACUGCGUGCAUCGCUUUAGAUGCCGUGUACAAGCACAUUAAUGCUGCAGUUCAGGCGUUGAAGGCUGCUGGUUCUCCUUCUCAGUCGUUUUCUCCGGUUGUAGUCAAUGUCCCUCAACGUGUUACACCUCAGCGACCACAGUUCAAGUCAACGAAGAAGGCUCGCAGCUCCAGUAGAGUCUCACUUUCAAAGCCUACACAAGAAGGGAGAGAACACGAAGAAGGCUUGCAGCUCCAGUAGAGUCCCACUUUCAAAGCCUACACGAGAGGAGAGAGAACAGAUUGUGUACAGGAUUGAGGAGAAUGAGGUUGUUGUUUCGACAGGAGAUCAUACAUCUACGCAGCAGAUUGCAACCGUCCCUGAUAGUGUGACUCCUCCGAGCAUGACUAGAAAGCAUGUGAAGCAGCUUCGUUAUUUUGUUUCUGCAGAGUGUAUUUCUCGAGUUAAAGAUGGUCAUAGGGUGCAAGAAGAUGAGGUCGAGGUUAUACCAGAGAAUGUUCAGGAUGCUGUGGUUGACAUUUCAAAGGAAGAGUUGACUGAUUUGAAGCAGUUUUUGGAAGAUGAUUCUUGGCUACUGGUAAUGCAAGUGAUGGAUGUCAAGUACAAGCUUUGGAAGUGUCAUCUCUGUCGAGUUGUUCGGUCAACAUUGAACAUGAUCGAAUGUGAGAAAUGUUCAAGGUGGUACCAUUGGAAAUGCUGUUCGUUGAGGAGAGAACCUGAGGGGAUCUGGCUCUGUAACUUUUGCAAGAGCUAGUUCAUCAUCGCAAGUUUCUCUUAAAGAAAAUUCAAUCCCAUUGAUAUUCACUGAAGUUUACCUUAAUUGCACAACACUUUACAUAUGCCUGUCAAACCCAAAGUUGCUCCAGAUCUUGGGGGGGCUUCCAUCAUCCCAAAAAGGAUGAAUGUAAAAAGUGAAUUGAGUACAGUAACUCAACAGUACAAACAAAAGAGAGUCUAAGGAAGAACAUGAAACCCAUCUCAACAAUAAGAAAAUGUUAAGGGAAGAAAAAUACAUUGACAAACAAAAAGCACUGAUGAAGGAUGAAUCAUUCGACUCCUAUACCUUUGAUUUGCAGCAAGUUCUACCUUGCCCCAAAACAAAUGACUUACUGGUGUUUUACAAGAGACAACUCUGUGUACAAUCUAUGCUUGCACAACCAAGGCCCUGGUGAUGGUCACUGCUACAGGUAGAAGGGGGAAGAGGUUCUUUAGAGAUAGGGACAUGCCUGCUCUGCCACCUUCAACAUUUCGGGGGUGUUGGUCAAGUUAAACAAGUGAUGGAUGCAGUGGACAGAACUGAAAUCGGUUUGUGGUUGCAGCAUUACUCUAUGCUGUAAGGACGACAUGUAUCAAGACGAUCGAGCACAAGUUUCUGGAGUCGGGGCACAAAUGGAGGUUGACUCCAAGCAGAAGAACAUUGCCAUCUUCCACCCUGAUCAAUGGGCGGCUGUUGCAGCUAUGGCAAGACAGGUAUGACAACUACAUCAUCAAAAGUUUGUCGACCUGAAGAAGCUGGCUGCAGACAUUCUGCAGAACAGUGCCAAGGAUGUGGAUGGCAACAAAAUCUUCUGGUCUCGAAUGCGCUAUGUCAAGUGUGAGAAGAAAUCUCUCCACCUCACCCAGUUUAGAUAUUCCUUUGAUGAGGAACUUAGUGACAUUUUUCAUACUUAAUUUUCAAUGGAUUAAAAAAAAAGAGAUACACGGUUUUUAGCCAUAAAAAAUGUAAAGACAUCUGACAUUGUAGGAAUAGUACUGUGCGUGUGUAUAAAAGUUUGUAUUAUUGUUAUGAUAAUGUAAGGUAUAUGUUUUCAUAUUUAUGUUGUAUUUACGCAAAAUGAAUGUUUUUACAUAAUAUUUCUUUAAGAAAAUAUAAUUAUUUGCAUACACAUACAGCAGUGACUGGUGAAUCUUUCUUACGUGCUAAAUAAUUAGAUCCAUCUUAAUGAAAUAUAUUCGUGUAAUUUAAUGUAUUAUAUAUUGAAUGAUUGCUCUUUUUAUUAUGUACUCUUUGUAAAAUAUCUUUGUAUGUUCUUAUAUUUUGUAAACAUGUAUAUUUCAGCCACUGGC
This is a messenger RNA of Lytechinus variegatus (green sea urchin), 4114 nucleotides long. RefSeq lists its product as uncharacterized. The coding region runs from base 1442 to 2287 and encodes 281 amino acids. The transcript has a single exon. Lineage: Eukaryota; Metazoa; Echinodermata; Echinoidea; Temnopleuroida; Toxopneustidae. The record is from RefSeq and is a predicted model, not a curated record.